Postia placenta MAD-698-R-SB12 is the source of this 183-nucleotide messenger RNA. RefSeq lists its product as hypothetical. The record is from RefSeq and is a predicted model, not a curated record. NCBI's taxonomy places the organism in Eukaryota, Fungi, Basidiomycota, Agaricomycetes, Polyporales, Adustoporiaceae. The transcript has a single exon. The annotation marks the transcript as partial.
AUGCAGACAGGCAUGCAGCUCCGCAACCUGUUUGUUAUGCUGUUGAUUCACUGUCAUCCUGUGGAGCCAGCAGUGCUUUGGAACCAAUUCAAGGACAGAAUAUGUGACAACCUCAGGCAUCGGCUUAUUCAAACAGGCAUAGAGGAUCGCUCUGAAGCUCAAGUGUGGGAUUACGGACUAUUC